AUGGGCAGUACGUUGCCGUCCUACGAGGCAGCGAUGCGAGACGCGAGAGAGUACCUGCGUCGUCGAGACCUGACGUCUCAGGACGAAAUCCCGCUCUACUUUGCGUGGGAGCGACUGUACGCUGCCGCCAACGCCAACCUGAGCACGGACUUCUUGAACGAGACUCGAGCCGAGCUGCGUGCUCGCCAGCAAGCACGACUGAUCCCACGUCAGGGUCUCCCACCCCUGCUCUUCACCUCGUUCGACAAGGUCAACCGCAAGUCGCUGCAGACGUCAGCUUUUCUCCGAUCGGGUCUGUCGUCGGAUGCGGCGAUCGAGAUGAUGGCGCGUCGGUACAGUCGAGAGGCUGAGAAGUUACGCUCGUCAAGAGAAAAGUUGGUGGCGAGCUCUCUGGGUGGAGCAGGGAAGAGACUCAAGGAGGGCAAGCGGGGCAAGAAGACACCGCAACAGGAAGUGGACGAGCUACUCGAGGCUUUGGAGAGUCCAGGUUCACCGAUGGGGAGCGAUUUCGCGACUAGUACGCUCUCAAAGGACAGGUUGGGGGCUGGGUCGGACGAUGGAGGAAAACGAGCGAAGAAAAUCAACCGAAAUCUCCCAAACCCUGAGCAAGAAGUGGAGGCGCUACUCGCAAAAUUUGAGAACUCGAACACCGUGCGAAACCGGGUUAAUGCGGUGAAACCCAAGGGCGAGGUGGACUUCUCGGGUGGCAAGGAUUCUUUUGCGGGUGAGCUAGCGGGUGGGGAUGCCGCGAAGUCAGCAGAACUUCGGCGAUCGAGCUUCUCCAUGGGGAAUCCAGCUGCUGAUCCGAGUGUUCUCAACGUGGAAGACGUCACUGCCUUCGCCGCUCAGGUGUCGGAUUGGAGGAUGCACCCCACGGCUGAUACGGCUGCUUUGCCACCAAAGCUUGGUCACAACGGUUUAGCUUCAAAUGGUUUAGCACCGACUACGAAGAGCACAAAGCGUGUCAAUGGUGGGGGCAAGACGAGGAAAUCUGGAGUGGCUGGAGGUGGCGAGGACGACACGACAUUCGACACGGGUUUGGGGAGUUCUGGGUCUGAUCAGGACCACUUCGAUACCAACGGUUCGCUUCGCUCGAGUGCGGUCAGUACGUCACCCACUAGCAGACGCAGUACGGCUCACACAAGUGACUGGGUAGACGAUGUCGACGAGAAUGAACAGUUAGGUGACGAGCUAGGGGUUGUGCGUAAUUCUGCUAUGGAUGAGAUGCUGCAAGAUCAACCUACCGUUGGUGGAGCCUCGAAUUCGACGACACUCAAUGCUCGGCCCGGGCAGCAUGCCACUAUGAGCACCUCAGGGGCUGAGCGGGGAUCUGUCCAGCUUUCUCACGCUGUGGGGAAUAUGCAAGUGAAAAUCAAGGGGAAAGAGAUCGAAGUGACAUUCAGAGGCUCACUCGAUAACAGCAACAGUGACGAGAGUAGCAACACCGAACAACAGAGCGAGCGUAUCAACCCGAGAGGACAUCCGUUAGCAACUCAAAAAGUGUUUGGCACAAUAGAUGCCACAAGCAGUAGAGGCGGCGGCGAGGACGAUGAGCACGACACGGCCGACCCGAAAGCUCAGAUGCGUAAUGCUGUUGAUCAGAGCGACUUGAACUUACUGCGUAAACAGAGCAGUGUCAGAUUCUCCGGUGUAGCAGACGACGACGUGGACGAGGGCACCAACGAUGAUGUAAGUCCCAGUCAAAAUGAGCCGAAGCCGCUCGAAGCUCGCGACGCUCCGGUUGCAAGCCUACCAAGGCGACAAGAACUGCCCUCGCAUCAGAUCCGCACUGCUAGUACAGACAGCAGCGCCGCAAGUCAAGACGAUUUGGAUGAAGGCUCGUUGUAUAACAAUGGAGAGGCAGUCGAGCUGGAUGCGCGCAGCAGCAUGAAAAAGCCCCACAGACAGCAGGUCGAUGUACACGAUGCUCGUCUUCACGACAAUGGUAAUUCGCGACCUAGCACAAGUCGAAGUGGUCACCAGAAUCCGACUGCGGGUGGUCGCAAUGGGGUACUCCAGGAGGAGAGUCAGGGGCGACACCAUAUAGACUCAGACAGCCGAAUCAAGCAGGUGUUAGUUGAAGACAGCGACAGUGGCAGCGACGAGGACUUUUCCGACGGACCAGACACUCCAGACCUUGAGUAUCGCCAUCACAAAAGCAAGCACGAAUCUUCUCAACUGCAGCGACGAGCUCCUCACGACACUCGCGAAUACGCCGAUCAUGGACGUAGUAGGCGUCCCUCUUCUAGACCGCCCUCGUCUCAACACGCAAGUUCACGCAACAAGCAGCGAAGUCACUCGACGGAUUCCAGCAGUGACAGCAGCAGCGGCUACGACAGCCGAAUCGAGGUGGAGAAGUCUGAUCAGCGCCACCGUUCGGAUACUGCAGAGCGUCCUCGAUCCAGACACUCUAGUACUAGAGACCGCCAACGACCUAGUACUCGAUAUUCAUCCAUCGCCCUGCGCGAUCGCGACCACUACCUCGCCGCAGCGAUGGAAUCACCUCCCAAACGGAUCAAGCCAGAAAUUCGAAGCAAAGAAACCAAGCAGACCAAGACGAAACACGACUCAAAGUCAAGCAAGUCCACGCCCAAACUUCCCGAGGGGAUUGUGUGGCCACCUGGGAUGGAGGCGGAGUGCAUCGCUCGCCUCGGUUUGGAUGGGCACCACCCGAUCGCACCCCCAGGGCUGGAGCACCUCGUGACGGACGAGCAGUGGGGGGACUACUGGACGUGGCUGCACUGGUACUCGUCGUGGCAGAUGUGGUACAUGAAGAACGGCAAGAAGCCAAAGGGCAAAUCGGACAAGGAGAAGCGACGUGGACGUCGACACACCGAGAGUGACGAAUCUCUUGAUACGGAGGCGGGUCGCUGCGAUAACAAGUCGCAACGGAAUAACAACAACGCCAAUUGGUGGGUCGAUGUCGGUUCAACCAUGAUCCCUGUGAGUGAAGUGAGCAACGAGGCGGAGGACGAACCGAAGCGCGAUGACGAACCCGCUACCAGCCACCAAGCAGACGCAGACGCAGACGCGCCGUCGCCUGGCCCGGAAGAGCUAAUGACCACGACUAUCACCGACUGGGGGGCGGUGACCUUGAAGACUGGACCACUCGCCAGCCAGUCAAGAGGCGACUGCUUCGUCUUUCAGAGACUGUGGCCAGCUACCUCACUCGCGAACUCCCGUCCCAGCGCUCGCCUGAAGCCAUCCGGUCCAUCUCCUGGAGGGCGCGCGUCAACUUGUACCUCCAGCCCGGAAGAAACUUUGAUCGGGUGGCGCCUCAACCAACUGAUAAUGCUCGUGCUGUUCGUGGAUAUCGCGAUCAUGACGAGCGAGACACUUGACGGACCGCGUCACGGAGGCACAGACCCGGACUUCCACUACAUGCUCGACGACAGUUCGUACAAUUCCAUCGAGGGGUUAUUCACAGUGACCUACUGUGUAGAGUUCGCGGCAAGGUGGCAGAGCGCACCGAGUCAAAUCCAGCUCUGGAGGUUAAUUUCUACGUGGGUGAGUCUACUGGCGGCAAUCGCUGCUGUCCCCAAACUUGUCGGCGUCGCGAUUAGCUCUGAUACUUACCACGCAGACUCGCGCAUGUACAAUUUACGCAUUCUUCGCGUCGUUCGACUGAUGAUUCUCUCACAUGCGUUCAUGGGAACGAAAGUACUCUUACGAGCCGCUCAGCACUCAAUCGCACCUCUGAAGAUCACGUUUUUCUUCUUGAUCACGGUGGUGAUGGUGUUCGCCACUGCCAUUUUCUAUGCCGAGCCGUGCUACGACCUCCAAACGUGCACGUUUACCGACAUCUUCAACACGGGCUACUUCGUCAUGCUCACCGUGGCGACCGUGGGUUAUGGCAACCAAGUGCCUUCGAUACACAACCCCGGUUCGCUGGUUCUCACGUGCAUCGUCAUGAUCUUUGGCACGCUCUACCUCUCAAUGCCCUUGGCGAUUAUCGGUAUCAAGUACGACUUGGCAUGGCGCGAAUACGACGAGUUCGCGCGCAAUAAAAAACUGGAGCAGCAGCGAAAUCGCAAUUUGAAAGAGAUCGCCGCUGACAUCGCAGCUGAGAACAGCAAGCAGACGUCUCCACAUUCCAAUUCCACCGUUCCUAACGCAGACGGCACUGACGCUACGCUGCAAAAGCUCGAGGUGCGCACUGUCAAGUACGUGAGCUCCGCCACUUGUGAGCGGUUCUACGAGCUCUUGAAGCACAUUGUGGACUUUCACCUGGCCGUUCAGCCUCUCUUCUCCCCUGUCACCCUUGCCGAAGCUGCAACACUCGAGAGCAUGUUGCAGUUUACAAAGCGCCGCAGUGAGGAAGCUUCGCAGGCUUUAGACGCGAUCAUAGCCGCCAUAAAGCUCCAUAAACGCGUCUGCGCAGACGCCCACUCCCUGUUGAUAGCUCGGAAAUCCACAGAGAGAGACACGGGAUCGGAACGUCGAGCCAACUCCCGCCUCAUGUCUGCAAUUCGACGGGCCAGCAGGGAGCCCAGCACUGACUCAAGCGCGCCGAGUUCUUCAAAGCUGAGACGCGCGCAUAAGCUACAACAUACUGGUCUUCGAUCUGUCCUAUGCCAACGCACAGUCCACGAUUUCUGCCGGACACACGAAGAACCCGGCUGUUAUGUUUUCAAAGUAGUCGGAGGAUCGGGAUCAAACCUCACGGUCCAAGUAACAAUCGAGCCUCUGAACUUCCACUGCGCUAUUGAAGCUGCAGACACGAACUGCUACGCGUCGGGGGUCAACUUUGGCUCACUGAACUUCCCUCUGUCUUGUGAGGAGGUCUUUGGGUCAGAGGUUGGGAUAAAGGUGUGCAAGACCCGCAUCUGCCAGACGUCGACCAGCACCAUCUUCGACAUUGAGCCAUACUGGAUCUACUUCGAGUUCUUCUUCGGCAUUUUAUUCACGGUUGAGUUCAUCCUACGGGUGUACGCGCAUCCGGCUCGACGGCAGCUAGUGGGGAACUUCAGUGCUAUUGUGGACGUGAUCAUCCUCCUACCGUUCUACGUCGAAAUUAUCGAGAUCUGUAUCGACGAGAUGCCGACUGUAGUGUCCGCGGCCAUAUUCUUCGAGCUUGAGCGGGGCACCGAGUGCUUUGUUGGCAAUACGUGCAUGUGGUGGGACAAGAACGUCUUGACUCGGGAGCUAUCAGAACGUCUUCCAACGGGUAAACGGGUCCUUGUACAGAAUACGCUUCUUACCCUUUUUACCGACAUGCUGCGCUCGACCUGGUUCUCCCUCGUGAGCUUCACGACGGUCGGCUAUGGUGAUUUGUAUACACGCACAUCGCUCGGCAAGCUUGCAGACGCUGUUGGGGCGAUUUUCAGUGCCUGCUACACGGCGAUGCCGCUUACUUUGGUGGGUGGGCAGUUCUACAUAUGCUACGAAGUGUACGCCAAAGAGGAGAAGAGGCUGAAGGUGAGGGAGGUCCAAACAAAUAUUGGAUGUGUGACCUCAAGAGCUAAUUGCAUCGCCUCGCUAGCUGUGCCUGCUACUCACGAGCCGUCACCACCAUCUCCACCAAGGCUGUCAUCAAGGACAGCGUCCAGAGUGGAUGCGGUGCAGGGAGAGAAGCCAAUUUCGUCACAACACACCGCCGAGUCGACGGAGUUGCAGAUGAUCAACCACUUUUUCCUCAUGCACAAGGUGUUCAACGAGGUGAUCGAAGAUCUGAGCUCACUCAAUCGACUUAGCACCGAGCGCGUUGCCAGUGCACGAAAGGGGUCGUUUGGUUCAGGAUCAGAGUCGACUGCGACGAAGCUAGCUGAUGUGAGGCAGCGCGAACAAACGGUCGAGGCCAAGAUCUCGACCAACAUGGUCUUCUGCAUGACGGCGUACUUGAACUUCGCGUCGAUGAUCGAGCGCAUUCUCGGAACGAAAGCAAAGCGGACGCUGCGACUCCAUAACGCACACACCGACGCACUGCUGCCAGCGAGUGAGUUGCUGCGCGUGAGCAAUGACCACGAAAGCGGGAACUAUAGCGAUGUCGUCGAUAGUGACGAGGUUCAGAUUGAACCAGGAGUCAAUACCUGA
This is a messenger RNA of Phytophthora sojae, 6033 nucleotides long. RefSeq lists its product as hypothetical. Gene Ontology annotation, molecular function: voltage-gated potassium channel activity. The transcript is spliced from 8 exons. Gene Ontology annotation, cellular component: membrane. Bases 1 to 6033 code for a protein of 2010 amino acids. Gene Ontology annotation, biological process: potassium ion transmembrane transport. NCBI's taxonomy places the organism in Eukaryota, Oomycota, Peronosporomycetes, Peronosporales, Peronosporaceae. The record is from RefSeq and is a predicted model, not a curated record.